This is a messenger RNA of Aspergillus clavatus NRRL 1, 1002 nucleotides long. RefSeq names its product IMPACT family protein. Gene Ontology annotation, molecular function: protein binding. Gene Ontology annotation, cellular component: cytoplasm. The transcript has a single exon. The coding region runs from base 1 to 1002 and encodes 333 amino acids. The record is from RefSeq and is a predicted model, not a curated record. NCBI's taxonomy places the organism in Eukaryota, Fungi, Ascomycota, Eurotiomycetes, Eurotiales, Aspergillaceae. Gene Ontology annotation, biological process: regulation of translational initiation.
AUGGCGCCGCAAGCCGAAUCCAUACAGAAUACCGAACUGGCAGAAGAAAUCGAGGCCAUCAAUGCCAUCUACGAACCCGACACCAUCACAAUCCACAGCACAGCCACGUCAACAUCAACAGCGACGACAACCAAUUCCACGCUCGACCUGGGUGGCUCCGCCACCAGCCACUCGCUAAACACAACGAUCAGACUCCAGAUCCCCGACCACCCGCAUUUAUCCUUCCUCAUCGGCUUCGACGCAUCCUACCCGGAUACCCCGCUCAAGAUCCUGGGUACGGCAUCGACCGGCGCACGCGGCGAGGGCAAGAUUGCCGUGGACGUGCUAGAGGAUAUCGCAGGGAGGAUCUACCAGCCGGGCGCGGUCUGCUUGUUCGACCUCAUCAACGAGGCAGUGGAAGCAUUCCAGGAGCUGAGUCUGGGAGGCAGCAGUAGCAACAACCAGGAGGCUGAGAGGAAGGAGACGGGCGCGGAGAGUGCUGCACCCACGCUCGAACCGGAAGACUUCGCGGCCCUCUCGCUACAGGACGCGUUCGGCAUCGACAGUGCUCCGGACUGGACACUCUCUGAUGUGGUGACGGAGAAGAAAUCGGUGUUUGUGGGGCGUGCGGUGCGGGUGACCAGCUCGGAGCAGGCGCAGGGGUAUCUGGACCAUCUGCUUGCAACGGAGAAGAAGGUUGCCGCUGCGACGCAUAAUAUCAGCGCGUGGCGGAUUCGGCAGCAGCGGGCGUCGGCUGGGAAGGGCGAGUCCGCGGAGAUGAUUGUGCAGGAUUGCGAUGAUGAUGGGGAGACGGCGGCCGGCGGCCGACUGCUUCAUCUCAUGCAGUUGAUGGAUGUGUGGGAUGUGAUUGUAGUCGUGACGCGAUGGUACGGUGGGAUCCUCCUGGGGCCGGAUCGGUUUCGCAUCAUCAAUGCCGUUGGUCGGGAUGCGUUGAUCAAGGGUGGUUUUGUGAAGGAUACUCCGGCGACUGCUGAGAAGGGUCGGAGGAAGGGGAAGAAAUGA